CUGAUAGACUGCACUGACUGGCAUCACUGCUGGGCACUGACUGGCGGCACUGACUGGCACAACCGCUGGGCACUGACUGGCAGCACUGCUGGGCUGCACUGGUGGGUGGCACUGGUGGGUGGGCACAGGUGGGUGGCACUGGUGGGCGGAGCUAGUGGGCGCACUGCUGGGCACAGGUGGAUGGAACUUGCGGGUGGCACUGCUGGGCACCGAUCAUCAGGGCACUGAUCAUCAGUGCCCUGAUGAUCGGUGCCGAUCCCCGCUCUGACAACUGCCGGUUCUCUGCAGUACUUUCCUCACGAUCUGACAGCGUGAGGAAAGUGCAGCCGAGAACCGGCACUUGCAU
Molecule: messenger RNA, 346 nt
Organism: Staurois parvus
Lineage: Eukaryota; Metazoa; Chordata; Amphibia; Anura; Ranidae
Source: the annotation of a GenBank genome assembly